Alternaria arborescens is the source of this 459-nucleotide messenger RNA. RefSeq lists its product as hypothetical. The record is from RefSeq and is a predicted model, not a curated record. NCBI's taxonomy places the organism in Eukaryota, Fungi, Ascomycota, Dothideomycetes, Pleosporales, Pleosporaceae. The transcript has a single exon. Bases 1 to 459 code for a protein of 152 amino acids.
AUGUCCACAACCUCAGAAGACGUUAUCCACGCAGCAGUAACUGAAUUUGGCGGCCUUCCGUCCUCCAUGACCGCAGCAGCGUUUUUGGGAGUCGCGUUGUACCUCUGCAUCGAGCUCAACGUUCGCCUGCUCGCCAGGACCACAAGCCGCAGCUUGUACUUCUGGAGUUGCCUACUGUGCAGCUGGGGUCUCAUCGUUCAUGGCAUCGCGAUCCUCUUACUCAACUUCCACAUAUGGGAAGCAUACUCAUCUAUCGUCGUUGAGCUGGCGUGGUUGACAUAUGUGGUCGCUCAGUCACUUGUCCUUUACUCUCGCCUCAACCUCGUACUGAGGAACACGCAAGUCGGACGCUAUGUCCUCUACAUGAUCCUAAUUGACUCGGUCAUAUUUGGCCUCACCACAGUUUUGCUCGGAAUGAUUGCUGCACGUCGUUCGUCGCAAGCAACUGUGCCAUACUAA